AUUGCCGAUUCUCAGACUUAUGUAAAGACUUUACAUAAAUUGAAUAUUUAUAAUCCUGUAGAAAUCUUGCUGUCAGCGACUGCAGUUGAACCUUCCAAAUCAAAACUAUGUAAAAUCCUUGAAGAUAAUAUGCCAACGGCAACUAUUGUACCGAUUGGAAGAAAAUAUUUUAACGAUGCUGCUGGAUUAAAUUAUAUAAGACAAUAUAGUUUGGAAGAAGGUUCAGCUUUAAUACUUGGUUUAACUUCUAAAUACAUUGAAAGUACUCAAAACAUUUUCUUUACAAAUCAUUCCAUCCAAUUCAAGUAUAAAGGAUGUGAAGGAACGAUGAUGAUUGAUUAUGUUACGGCUCGUAAUCUUGAGCUGAUUUGUAAUAUCGUUAAUCCGCAUAGUAAUCACUCACUUUACGGUGUUCUAAACAACACUUUUACACCUAUGGGAGCUCUCAAACCAUUUCAAGAUAUUGAUCAUUUAAUCACAGCCCUGAUUCAAGUUCCUCAAAAACCAUCUGUUAAACACGCAGAACAGAGUAUAAAUAAUGUAAUAAUGCUUAAACAUACAUUGAAGUUAAUCGAAAAAUUGAAAGAGGCGUUGAGUGGAUGCAAAAAUUCUUUAUUGUGCGCAAUACAUAAGCUUCUUUCGGAUCCAAGGCUGCCAGUAUUUGAGGAACGUAUCAAUGAAGUAAUAAAUGAAGACAUUACGUAUCAAAAAAGUUCGCUUGGACUAAGAAAUCAACGUUGCUAUGCUGUUAAGGCGGGGUUCAACGGGUUAUUAGAUGUUGCUCGACAAACUUACAAAGAAACCGUUAAUGACAUAUACGAAAAGGUGGAACAAUAUAAUAAACAAUAUGAUAUUCCAUUGAAAAUACAAUUCAGCCCAACAACAGGAUUUUAUUUAUCUACUUCAGCUGAUAAUUUAGCAGAACGUCAACUCCCUCUUGUGUUUAUAAAUGUUAGCAAGAAAAAGAAAGCCUUUACUUUUACCACAUUAGAAUUGAUGAAAAAGAAUACUAAAAUUAAUGACUCACUAACUGAAGUUUAUUUGAUGUCGGACAAAACGAUCGAAGAUCUGAUUUUAGAAAUACGUGGUAGCAUUGUUGUUCUUUAUAAAGCAUCCGAAUCAAUUGCUAUGUUGGAUAUGUUAACAUGUUUUGCCCAUCAAUGCACUGUUUCGAGCUAUGUUCGUCCUGAAUUUACAGAUACGUUAGCUAUUAAAGAUGGAAGACAUCCAAUGCGUGAAUUUCUCUACACUGAUCAUUUUGUUCCUAAUGACACAUACGCGAGUGAUGCCACGAAUUUUCAAUUAAUAACUGGACCGAAUAUGAGUGGAAAGAGCACUUAUUUGAGACAGAUUGCCUUGAUGA
Scutellospora calospora is the source of this 1363-nucleotide messenger RNA. The record is from the annotation of a GenBank genome assembly. NCBI's taxonomy places the organism in Eukaryota, Fungi, Glomeromycota, Glomeromycetes, Diversisporales, Gigasporaceae.